Molecule: messenger RNA, 1715 nt
Organism: Arabidopsis arenosa
Lineage: Eukaryota; Viridiplantae; Streptophyta; Magnoliopsida; Brassicales; Brassicaceae
Source: the annotation of a GenBank genome assembly
GUUUUUUUCUGCUGCAUCUUGCUUGCUUGUCCGUAAGUUCUCCGAGUCUUCACUUUCUCGCUGGUCUCGUUGGCCGAAUCUGGAUUUUUCUAUUCCCCUUUUCUUGGACUCUAGCUUGCCUGUAACUGUUGAGGUUCUUUUAAGAUUACAAUGGGGGACUCAGAUAAUGCUAUACCAUUUUCCAAAAAGAGAGCUGCUCUGAAAGAACUGUCUCGUGACAAUCCUGGUCUAGAUGAUGAUGAAGACACUUCUGCACUCGAGAGUGGUACCUUCAAGACUGCUAGUGAGGAGGUGUUGGCAAGCAGAAGAAUUGUCAGAGUUAAGCGCAGAGAUCCAUCUGCUGCAGCAGCACCAGCACCAGCUUCCAAUCCAUUUGCUGGAAUUCGUUUGGUCCCUCUUACUGUUCUCGCUGCAGAAACUACUAAGCCUCUGUCCGGGUCAUAUUCAACUCCGUCUGAGGGAAAACAAGAGACACUGGAUGAUGGAAGAUCUGAUGCUACCAAGGAAACUGAUGGUGACAAGAAAGAAGAGAGUGACGCAAUUGAUGCUCUCGGAAAACAAGAGACACAGGAUGAUGGAAUAUCUGAUAAGACCAAGGAUGUUAUUGAUGGUGGCGAGAAAGAGAAGACUGAGGCAGUUAAUACUGGAGACGGUGGUGGAGCUGGAAACAAGAAUGAAGAAGAGAUUAAUACAACGACAGUAAUUGAAGCUGCUGCUGGGGAAGAGACUGAUAAAUCUAAAGAUGACAACGACAAUGGCAACACUGUUGAGGGAACUGACUGUGUUGUCAAGGAUUCAGGUGGUAAUCAGACUGAGGAAGAAGGAAAAGAGGGCGAUGGAAAUGAAGACACAGAGAAAAAUGGAGAUAGUGGAGCCUUGAGCUCCUUCCACCAGCACUCGAGUAGCAAAAACGCAUUCACAGGACUUGCUAGUACAGGUUUCUCUGCUUCUUCGUUCUCGUUCGGUUUGGUUCCACAGGAAGGUUCGACCGGGUCUCUGACUGAACAGUCAUCCUUUAGCUUUGGCCUGCCAAACAAUGGAAACUCUUCCUUGUUUGGUGCAUCCGUUUCUACUUCCAUUACCACGAAGAGCACGGAAACUACUACUGCCUUCCCAUCAAAGCAAGAUGUUUCAGUGGAAACAGGAGAAGAGAACGAAAAAGCGGCCUUCACAGCUGAUUCAAUAAUGUUUGAAUAUCUUGAGGGAGGAUGGAAAGAGCGUGGGAAAGGAGAACUCAAGGUAAAUAUAUCAACGACUGAAAACAGAAAAGCCAGGUUAGUAAUGAGAUCAAAAGGAAACUACAGGUUGAUCUUAAACGCAAGUCUUUACCCGGAAAUGAAACUGGCUAACAUGGACAAGAAAGGAAUCACAUUUGCUUGUGUGAAUAGUGUAAGUGAAGCCAAGGAUGGUCUCUCUACAUUUGCACUCAAGUUCAAGGAUCCAGCGGUUGUAGAAGAGUUCCGAGCAGUUAUCGAAGCACAUAAAGACAGUAAGCCCGCCGUUGCAGAAGCAGCAGCUCCAUUGAAGACACCUGAGAACUCACCGAGUGCUGAAGACGCUUGAAGGUAAAAAAACUUAGAAACAAUUCAUCGUCUAGUUUCCUUGUGUUCUUGUCUAUGUUGUUUAAAGUUCAAAUUUGGCAGAGAGAAUAGAGAGAUAAUAUAGACCACUUGAACUCCUUAUGGAUCUCUUAUGAAUGAACAUUCCAUGUUACU